AUUCUACAUGUGGAUUAAUCACAUUUUCAAAUUAGGUGAGUUUUUCUGCUUAACUCACUGAGUAAUCACAUUUCAUUUCUUCUGGAAUUUAUUAUACUACUCCGUACUACUACCCCUUCAUCCUUGUCAAGUCGCGGAUAUCAACAAUCGAGCUCUAUUCACACACAAAGGAAGCGCGUCAUGGCCAGUCCGCCAGGGCUCAAACGUAAUGCUAACCAUCUAUCAACACCAGCGUGUGAUGCGAAGAAGCCCAAGGCCAAUGGCAGUAUCACGUCCUUCUUUGGUGCCCCUAAACCCCGGCCUGCCAACACCAAAACAUUGACCGUUUCGUCCUCUUCCUCGAACUUCAACAAAGACAAAUGGGUGGCAUCAUUGACGCCUGAGCAACAAGAACUCCUGCGACUAGAGAUCGAUACGUUACAUGAAAGCUGGCUGUCUAAGCUCAAGGAGGAGCUGGUCACAUCGGAAUUCUUGGGGUUGAAGCGAUUCCUGAAAAAGGAGAAGGAGUCGGGUGCAAAGAUCUUUCCUCCAGAGAAUGAGAUUUACUCUUGGUCUCAACAUACGCCCUUGGACAAAGUGAAAGUGGUCAUCAUCGGCCAAGAUCCGUAUCACAACCAUAACCAGGCUCACGGUCUAGCAUUCUCGGUUCGGCCUCCCACUCCUGCUCCUCCCUCUCUGGUGAACAUCUAUACCGGAAUCAAAAAUGACUACCCUACUUUCCAGCCCCCGCCAAACAAGGGUGGCCUUUUGAUACCUUGGGCUGAGCGAGGAGUACUCAUGCUCAACACCUGCUUAACAGUCCGCGCUCAUCAGGCGGCAAGCCAUUCAAACAAAGGAUGGGAACGUUUCACUCAAAAGGCCAUCGACACCGUCGCUCGAGUACGAACUAAUGGAGUGGUUUUUCUGGCCUGGGGCUCGCCGGCUGGGAAGCGCGUAGCAGGUAUCAACCGGCAAAAGCAUUGCGUUUUGCAGUCGGUUCAUCCUAGUCCGCUCAGCGCUCACAGAGGUUUUUUCAACAAUGGCCAUUUCAAAAAAUGUAACGAGUGGCUCGCCGAACGCUAUGGUCCGGAUGGCACCAUUGACUGGAGUCUGAACCCGAAAAAGACAGGCGGCUCGCUUGCCACUAUCUCGGACCAAGCUCCUGUGAUUGACCAGGUGAAGACUUCCACCACGAAAGUGCCUGAUUCAAAUCCUUCCGAAGAGCGCAAAGUUGCUAGCGUGAAACUUAUGGACCCUGACGGAUCGCUUGAUGAAUUUGACGAUGAUGUCGAUGCACUUGAGGUUCUAGCUGCAGCUGAAGCUGCAACAUGAGCUGUUGAAUAUUUGAUUCAAUUGGUGUAUUUGCACUACUAUUAAUCGCGAAGGGGCCGUCUCUGUGAUUCCGGCGUGUUGCAGCUGUAUCAGCGUGUCUGUACCAUGGAAACUUCAACUGUCCUAAGUUUUGUGUUUUGAUUCCUUCCACAACUCUUCCUUUCACUCGGCAGAGAUACCACUGCGAGGUAUUGUAUUCAGGUUGACUGAGAAAGUGCUGCCACCCCCCUUAUCCUGUUGAUGAGUGUCAAACGAAGUUUUUGUAGCAUGGCGUUCUACAAGUGUAGGUACCUCGGUUGAUUGAGUCGGCGAGCGUAGCGAACAUGUUGCUAACAGAAGACUUAAGGCUUUGUUGCGGCUCUUACCAUAUUCAUCUUGCUAAGCCACAUAAGGUUAAAUAGAAUUAGUAUCAAGUGGGCAGUCUUGUCUGCCGGGUAGUGAGGUUCCCUGGGUAUUGGGAUGGCCCACUCGAUAAGCUGAGGGGAAA
Molecule: messenger RNA, 1798 nt
Organism: Aspergillus novofumigatus IBT 16806
Lineage: Eukaryota; Fungi; Ascomycota; Eurotiomycetes; Eurotiales; Aspergillaceae
Product: uracil-DNA glycosylase
Exons: 3
Coding region: 181-1311 (376 amino acids)
Biological process (GO): base-excision repair; base-excision repair, AP site formation via deaminated base removal
Cellular component (GO): mitochondrion; nucleus
Molecular function (GO): uracil DNA N-glycosylase activity
Source: RefSeq, a predicted model, not a curated record